Peronospora matthiolae is the source of this 1050-nucleotide messenger RNA. The record is from the annotation of a GenBank genome assembly. NCBI's taxonomy places the organism in Eukaryota, Oomycota, Peronosporomycetes, Peronosporales, Peronosporaceae.
AUGAGCAAGAAUCCAAUUGCACCUCUUCGUUGGGGCUUCCUCGGCUGCGGCCGCAUCUCAUCCGACUUUGUCAAUGCUAUAAAGUCGCUCAAAGACAUUAAAUUUCAAGCUUGUGCCGCACGGUCCUUAGCCAGUGCCCAAGCGUUUGCGAAUGAGCAUCAGAUCCAUCGCGCUUACGGUUCCUAUGAAGCCCUUGUCUCAGAUUCUCUAGUAGAUGUUGUGUACAUUGGCACGCUCCACCCUUGGCACUAUGAGCACACAAUACUGGCUUUAAAUCACGGGAAACACGUGCUAGUGGAAAAGCCCAUGGCCAUGAACGUGGCCCAAGCGUCGUCUGCUAUAGCUCUGGCUCGAGCGAACCAGUUGUUCCUCGCUGAAGGAAUGUGGACGCGGUUUUUCCCGGCGAUCCGCCACGUUCGUCAACUUUUGACGGAGAACGUGAUUGGGGAUAUCCAUCAUGUGCACGCGGCCUUUGGCGUUCAGUAUGAACGUGAUAACGUCCGGAUGUGGCACAAUGAGCUUGGAGGCGGAGGGCUCCUUGAUAUUGGCAUUUACCCACUUGCGUUCGUUACGAUGGUAUUCGGUACGCAACCAGACAACAUCAUAUCGGUUGGCAAGCUCAAUGACGGACAAGUGGAUACUUAUAACUCCAUCACGCUCGAGUACAGCAACUCUCGCUUCGCUACCAUCCAGUACACGAUGCUGGCUACACUGGAUGAGACCGUCACUAUCACGGGUAGUAAAGGACGCAUUCACUUGCUUGCACACGCCCACACGGCAAAUGAAGUGCACGUGAUUAAGUACCAGCCGAAUGGCGUGGAUGAGGAGAUCAAGUCCGUCUUUCCAUGGCCAGUGUCGGCUCCAGGUGCCACGUUUAAUUACGGAGGCUCCGAGGGGUUUCUCUACGAAGCCGAAGCUGUGAUUAACGCGAUACGAACCAAACAGCUCGAGACGGAGGAGUACCCACUUGAUGAAUCACUUCAGGUCAUGACCAUUAUGGACAAGAUCCGCGCCGACUUAGGUCUUGUCUACCCUGCGGACCUCGCGUAA